Messenger RNA from Thalassophryne amazonica, 1324 nucleotides. RefSeq names its product transmembrane protein 41B (gene tmem41b). The coding region runs from base 59 to 976 and encodes 305 amino acids. The transcript has 7 exons. NCBI's taxonomy places the organism in Eukaryota, Metazoa, Chordata, Actinopteri, Batrachoidiformes, Batrachoididae. The record is from RefSeq and is a predicted model, not a curated record. Gene Ontology annotation, cellular component: endoplasmic reticulum membrane.
CUCCUGUCCAGACAAUGACUGAACCAAAAGAUGAAAAUUGUUGUAAAGUCACCCGGAAAUGUCGACUGGUCAUUCUGGCGCUUCACACUCUUGUUCAAUGGUGGCGCUAAUGCGUUCUGCUGGCCAAUCGUCAAUAAAAUUUGAAAAGAAGAAGAAGAAAGCCACGAAUCGCGAUUCGGGUGACUACAAAGAAAGCAAGCUUCGAUACAAUGUAUCAUUUGAGCCUCAUCAUACUGGUGGAGGCUCAGCACGCAUGUCUCUCCUGAUUCUACUGUCCAUCUUUACCUGCUCUGCCUCAGUCAUGUAUCUCUUCUACAGGAAUUUUCCAGAGCUCCCUGAUGAUGAAAUGGAAAAAAUCAAGAUCCCUAAAAACAUGGAUGAUGCCAAAGCUUUGGGAAUUGUGCUGUCAAAAUAUAAAGAGACUUACUACACUGAAGUGUUGGUGGCGUACUUCACAACAUAUAUUUUCCUUCAAACAUUUGCAAUUCCUGGAUCAAUCUUUCUAAGCAUCCUGUCAGGGUAUCUUUACCCUUUCCCCUUGGCGCUCUUCUUAGUCUGUUUGUGCUCCGGCCUGGGUGCUUCCUUUUGUUAUAUGUUAUCUUAUUUGGUGGGGAGACCUGUGGUCUACAAGUAUCUCACAGAGAGAGCCCAAAAGUGGUCUCAGCAGGUUGACAAACAUCGAUCUCACUUAAUCAAUUACAUAAUAUUUCUGAGAAUAACCCCUUUUCUUCCCAACUGGUUCAUCAACAUCACCUCGCCUGUCAUCAAUGUGCCUUUGGGGGUCUUCUUCCUCGGGACCUUUCUUGGAGUGGCACCGCCAUCCUUUGUAGCGAUCAACGCGGGCACGACGCUGUAUAAGCUGACCACUGCUGGUGAGGUGGUGUCCUGGAGCUCGCUGGCUGUGCUUGGUGUGCUCGCUGUGCUCUCCAUCUUGCCAGUGUACUUUCAGAAAAGACUACAGCACAAACUGGAGUAGAACAGUGAACACCUCAGCACCUCAUCUGCUGGCUGAGCCCACGCCCCCUUGCCUCCGCUCAAGAACAUGCUACUGUCACUCAGCCUCACAUACAGGAGUGUUUGUGCUGCUGGUGCCCAAAUGUUUGACUGCUGGCACAGUGAGCGUGCGCUGACCACAAGAUGCAUGCAGUGGUGGGUUCUCAGCUGUAACCUGACUGCUGCUUGCUUUUGUCUUUUCUUUAUUUUGUGAAUAGUCAGCAUUGCCCUAUCCUGUAAAUAAGGGUUUUUUUUUUUAAGGCACUGUUAAUCAUUGUGCAUUUUUGCCAGACAGUAAAAGGUGCUCCAUUUUGAAGUACUUUAGAUCAAC